UUGAUAAAGUAUUCAUUUUUGAACAUUGUUGACUUUAUUAUCAUGUCAGAGAUAUCAGUUUUAGAUUAUCGUAAAGCACUUAAUUUAAAAAUUUUAGGAUUAAGAUUUUUUGGUUUUUGGCAUCCACGACCAAGUACACCAAUUCACAUGAGAUUGUUCUAUCAAAUAAAUCACGUCAUUGCAAUUUUGCUUAUCUCGUUUUAUGUGAUUAGUGUGUUGUCUGAUCUCAUGAUUAACAUGAAGAACUUUUCUGUUAUUAUAGAAGAUGUUUUAUUUCUUAUAUUAGUAUUUAUGGUAACAUUCAAAUUAUAUACAUUUAAAACUAAAAGUAUCCAAAUUGAAAGCCUUACUGAAGCUAUUUACGAACCCAUCGAUAAUUUACGAUCAUUGUCAAACAAACGAAUUGUAAAUAUCAUUGAAUAUACUGUUUAUUAUGAGCAUCUAAUAGACAAAUAUUCACGAUCUAUUGUUAUUGCCUUUGAUUUAGCUUUAUUUUCAGUAUUAUUUAUAAAUUCAGGAAAAUUGCCUGUAAGAGGAGUAUUUCCUUUCGAUACAGCUGAAUUAGGGUUCUAUAUACUAGCUGUAAUUAUUCAAAUUGGUACAGCAAUAAUUACUUCAAUUUUUAUUGUUUUAAUGGAUCAAUUAUUGUUCUCAUAUGUCAGAUGGAUUAAUAGUCAACUUCAAAUUUUGCAAUUGUUUUAUGAAGAAGAUUUAAUAGAUGAAUUCUUAUCUAGGAAUAGUUCGAAAUCCAAAGAAUGUACUUUAUUAGAAAUACUCAGACAUUAUGAUGUGAAUUUUGAUGAUAUGACUCAUAAAUUGAGAGUAUGCUUUAAAAUUCAUCAUUUCUGGAUUGACGUUAUUGCUGAGUUGAAUUCUAUUUUUAGUAUAUCCACUUGUGUACAAGUUUUUAUUAGCUGUUGUAUGAUUUGUCUAGCUUGUGUUCAAAUAACUAUGAAUGAAUUCAAAACUCAAUAUCAGAUGUUAUUUCUUCUUGGAGCUGCUUUGAUGCAAUUAUUUUGCACUUGUUGGUUUGGCAGUGAACUUAUAGAUGUGAGUAAUCAUAUGAGUGACAGCAUAUGGGCAUCCAAGUGGGAGAACAAUUUUAAUGUUGAUAUUAAAAACUUUAUGCUGAUGUCUAUAACCAUUGCGAAAAAUCCACUGGAAAUCAAAGCUGGAAAAUUUUUUGUCAUGUCAUUGGAAACAUUUAUUGUUGUUUUACGAUGUGCCUAUUCUUUCUUCGUUAUGCUUUCUACAGUAAAUGCUGAUUAA
Molecule: messenger RNA, 1269 nt
Organism: Chelonus insularis
Lineage: Eukaryota; Metazoa; Arthropoda; Insecta; Hymenoptera; Braconidae
Product: odorant receptor 83a-like
Exons: 6
Coding region: 43-1269 (408 amino acids)
Biological process (GO): detection of chemical stimulus involved in sensory perception of smell; sensory perception of smell
Cellular component (GO): plasma membrane
Molecular function (GO): odorant binding; olfactory receptor activity
Source: RefSeq, a predicted model, not a curated record